UCCAGCAAAAUGUCAGGGCCACAGGGAACAGCUGUGUCAGCACAUCUGGGGACUGUCCUGGGCUGGGAUGCCCCAGGAGUGUGGAGCCCCUCCCUGCCCCCCAGAAUGUGCCCUGUGGGGCAUCCACAGGCAUGGGUGGGAGUCAGAAGCUGGCCCUAUCCCUCCGGCUCCUCCUGGUUCUUCUCACCGUAUGUGUACCCCACACUCGGUGCCCUGGGCCCCGAUCUCAGGGACGUACCAAAGACCAAGGAGACAUUUGCUCACCAGGCUGCCCUGGUGAGUCCGUGCGCUCCCCUCACUGGCAGUGCGCCUGGGCUGAGGGCCUGCGGGUAUGCUGGGGGAGGGGGAGGGCUUGGACUCAGCCUUUCUCUUCGAGACCCAAGCUCUGAAGGAAGGGGGACAGCCAACAGACUAGCAGUAAAGUUUAAGUCCCACCCACCACCUCCCCUGCCCACCCACAGCCCCCCUGUCCAUGGCGUAUGCCCACGGGAGUCCUCUAGUUCACCUGUCAGAGAGGCACCACCCACCUCCACCUUAGCAAGGCGGCCCCUGGGCGAGCCCUGGUGCCCUGGAGGGGGGAGGUGCCUGCCUUCCGUAGCGCCCCGGGGUACAGCAGUAGGUGGGUGGCAGGAGGAAGAGUCUGGGAGGCCCCACUCGGCUCCUUUGACUGAGGCUCAGUUCUCCCUGCCCCAGGGCACCAGGCAGGGCCAGUACCAAGGCUCCUGGAGGAAACCUGUGUGCCCACUUGGGGGGCACAGAUCCAUGAGCUGCACGCCUGCCCCAUGCUGUCUGUCCGCGUCUGCUCUCCUCCCCCGGCCCUUGGCGCCCGCACCAUGCUGCCAGCAGCACCUCCCACCCCCCGCCCUGGGAACCUGCCCACUGUGCUUGUCCAUCUGCCCGCGCUGUUGUUCAUUGUGGUGGAGUCCAGGCUGGGAGGCGGCGGGCUCCCGGGGCCUGGCCCGUGCUGUCUGCUCGUCUCCGAGCCCCUGGCCACCUCCCUCCUGGACCCACAGCCUCAGACGGCCCUUCCCCAUUUUGCCCUCCACAACCUCCCCAACUGGCAGUUCUGGGGGAGGAUUUUGUUUGUUUCUCUGCAAAAACAAAAACAAAAAAAAACAAGAGCAGCAUUCAGCUUUGUAGGGUUGGCUCUGUUUU
Messenger RNA from Myotis brandtii (Brandt's bat), 1155 nucleotides. RefSeq names its product transmembrane protein 108-like. NCBI's taxonomy places the organism in Eukaryota, Metazoa, Chordata, Mammalia, Chiroptera, Vespertilionidae. Bases 10 to 1140 code for a protein of 376 amino acids. The transcript is spliced from 2 exons. The record is from RefSeq and is a predicted model, not a curated record.